Ictalurus punctatus (channel catfish) is the source of this 4125-nucleotide messenger RNA. It is a transcript of the gene shc3, whose product is annotated as SHC (Src homology 2 domain containing) transforming protein 3. Lineage: Eukaryota; Metazoa; Chordata; Actinopteri; Siluriformes; Ictaluridae. Bases 1272 to 3191 code for a protein of 639 amino acids. The record is from RefSeq and is a predicted model, not a curated record. Gene Ontology annotation, molecular function: receptor tyrosine kinase binding. Gene Ontology annotation, biological process: intracellular signal transduction; cell surface receptor protein tyrosine kinase signaling pathway. Gene Ontology annotation, cellular component: plasma membrane. The transcript is spliced from 12 exons.
UAUAUAUAUAUAUAUAUACAUAUAUAUUUUUUUCUCAAUGAGAGAUUUGCCCUUAUCGCUUAACACGUGAGCUUCUGAUGGUUUGGUUCGUCUUUAUGGCACAGAAUCACUAAGCUUUGCCUUUCUGUCAGGUGUCUGGAAAAUUAGUCGUCAUCAUGGAGAGCAGCUCAACUUUGCUUCUUUGUCGUGGACAUAGAACAAGACAUCUCAGCACUAGCUCUAUCACAAUAGAUGAACCCAAUAUUCAGUGUUGUCUAUUGAAAAGCAAGGUUUUUUCUCUCUUCCUAGUCAUGAUAUUCAUUUAGGUUGAUUUUUAUUUAUUUAUUUAUUUAUUUAUUUAUUUAUUUGAUUGAUUAAUUUGUGUUCUUCCUUUGCUUGCUGUUUCAAUUUUAUUUAUUUAAAAAAAAUUAGUUCUCAGUCGUUGUUGUUGUUCUUGUUGUUGUUGUUAAGGACAUUUCUGUGAGAAGAUCGAGAUCCAACCAGGAAGGACCUAAUACCUGUUGUUGACUAUUCGGUAUUAUCCUUCAGUAACCCUUUUCAUUCUGUGUAUAUUUUUUUGGGUGUGAAUUAAAGUAAGGCAUUCCUGUGGACGGUGACAAAAUAUCGUCAUAAGGAAAUAUCAGAAUCGAUCGGUUCUGAUGUGCUGCAAGUGGGAGGUUUUUUUUUUUUUUUCAUUUUUUUUCUCCUGCAACAGGAAGUGAUCUGCGGCGUUGAGUGAGUCUUUUGUUGAGAAGGGUUCUCUCUCUCUCUCUCUCUCUCUCUCUCUCUCUCUCUCUCUCUCUGCGAGUGAGUCAUGCGUGUGCACAGAUCUGCCAGGCUGCAGAGCGAGAGAGAGACAUCUCCUUCAUAAAGCUCUUUUCUCCUCUAUCACCCAAACGCCAUCGCUGAAGAAGAUCGUCAACUUACUUCCCUCUAUUGUUCCGCCGUGGUGUUUUUUUCUUCUUCCUCUCAUGGAUUGUUUGAGUUGUGGUGUAUUUCUGGCCCCUGAGGUGGCCUAGCGUGUGUUGGUUGGGGGGGUGGGGGUGUUUCGUAGCUUUUGCUUGAACAGAUACUCAGCAUAGUCACCGCCACCACCGCCACCACUAGCACCACCACUGGUACCAUAGCUACAGCUCGGUGCUGAAAGGGAGCGAAGUAACAGGACGAAUACAGGCUUACUUGUAUUUUUCCAUCCGGGAGGCUUUUUUUUUGGCUCGGACAUGCCAGAGGAGCGGCCAGCGAGCACGGCGUCGCUUGUGCCCGUGCGCACAUAGGCACACGGAGCCGGGGGCAUGCUGCAGCGCGCCAAGUACAACCGCUUCCGCAAUGAGUCGGUGACAUCUGUCGACGAGCUGCUGCUCCACGGCCUUCCCAUGAACGCCAAGGUGCCUGCUGGCGCCCCGGUGCCUGCUCCGGAGCCGCCGUACGCACCCGCUGCUGAGGCCCCGCCCCCUGAAACGGCCGAGGACUCGGGCACUGCCCUGUGCACCCUCAUCAACAAGGUGUCCAGUCUUAAAUUCACCAACCCCUCCGGCCUGCUGGGCAUCAAAGGCCUGCCAUCGGCCGUCAAGGACCUGGCUGUGUCCAAACUUCAGGGAGGAGGGGGAGCAGGAGGAGGGUCCUCGGGUAGCCCGGCAUCUUCCUCCAGCCUCUCGGCGGCCACUGGGGGCAUCUCGUGCGCUUCUGCCACCUCUGGCCACCACGAGCCAGGCUCCAUGAGCACCGGGAAGAAGGGAAGGAUGGAGGAGGCGCAGCCUGGCGCAGAGGACUGGCAUGCAGGUGGUGUGGGUGGCACUGGUGGAGAAUGCGCAGGCCUGGUGAAUAAACCCUCAAGAGGAUGGCUGCACUCCAGCGACAAGAUCGCCGGACCUGGAGUGACGUACGUUGUAAAGUAUCUGGGCUGUAUAGAAGUGCUUCGGUCCAUGAGAUCCCUCGACUUCACCACAAGAUCCCAAAUAACAAGGGAGGCCAUCAGUUUGGUGUGUGAGGCAGUACCUGGCACCAAAGGAGCACUGCGCAAGAAAAAGCCCCCCUCCAAAGCUCUUUCUAAUAUUUUGGGGAAAAGUAACCUGCAGUUUGCUGGCAUGAGUAUCAACCUGAACAUCUCGAUCAGCAGCUUAAACCUAAUGACCCCCGACUCCAAACAGAUAAUAGCCAAUCACCAUAUGCAGUCGAUAUCCUUCGCCUCCGGUGGAGAUCCGGACACGACCGAUUUUGUUGCUUACGUAGCAAAAGAUCCAGUUAACCGCAGAGCAUGUCAUAUUCUGGAAUGUUCUGAUGGUCUGGCCCAGGAUGUGAUCAGUACGAUAGGGCAGGCGUUUGACCUGCGCUUCCAGCAGUACCUUCAGUGUCCGUCCAGCAAGCUGUCAGCUAUACACGAUAGGGUACUGAGUGUAGAGGAGCCUUCAUGGACCGAGGAAGGAGAGGAACCUCCUGAUCACUCGUAUUAUAACAACAUCCCUGGCAAGAUGCCUCCUCCUGGUGGUUUCAUCGAUGCACGGUUAACCAAUCAGACAGCAGAGAGCAGCCAGGGGGCUGGAGUAGACCAGACGUACUAUCAAGGCAGGCCUAUACUUGUCCAACAAGGAUCUUGUGACAUAUACAGUUUACCUGAGGUCAAAGGUCAGAGCCCUAAGUUGGGCGAGGUCCCUACAUACGUGAACACACAGCACAUCGAUCCACAGGUGCUGGCGGCGCUGCAGGGGGAAACUGAGGCAGCGUGUGAACCGUGUGGGGGCGCCACAGCCAAAGACAGCCCCAGGAAAGACCUCUUCGACAUGAAGCCGUUUGAAGAAGCGAUCGUGACCCGGUCCCCGUCGUCGUCAGUGUCCAUGUUGAAUAAGGCGUCGUCGGUGGAUAACUGCAGCCCGGUGCUGACACGCUCGGCCCUGCGCUCCCUCCCCGAGCUCGAGCAGCAGAGCUGGUACCACGGAGAGAUGAGCCGCCACAACGCCGAGAAACUCCUGCGCAAUGAUGGAGACUUCCUGGUGCGCAAAAGCACUACCAACCCGGGCUCGUACGUGCUGACAGGCAUGCACAACGGCCUCGCCAAACAUCUGCUCCUCGUCGAUCCAGAGGGCACGGUACGAACUAAAGAUCACAUAUUCGAAAGCAUCAGCCACCUGAUCGGCCAUCACCGCGACAACAACCUGCCGAUCGUCUCGGCGGGAAGCGAACUGUGCCUGAAGCAGCCCGUCGAAAGAAAACAGUGAUGACGUCCCUGCGUAAAAAAGUAAAUAAAUAGCCAACAAACCGCACAGGGGGGAAACGGGGAUCGACCCUGAAACCUGAUACUUGAAGACGAACACGAAUAACCGGCGCGCGAAGACGACGGUCGACGUAGUCGGUUUUGCAGCGACGCCCGCGUCCGAUCGCUUUCGGACCACGUGAAAGAGAUCCGCGCGUAUCAAGACCACGCCCGAUUUAUAGAACUGUUCUAAUUAUUUUGUUGUGAUGACUGAAAUUCUAUAUUUUUUGAGAAGACACGGGUAUCAUUUGGGCUUAUCGGUGUUUUAAACUCAAAAGGCAGAAUAUUUGGAAGACUACGAACUCUACGGGAGAUGAGAUUUAAAAAAAAAAAAAGAAAGAAAAGAAAGUAUUUUAGAAUAAGCGAAAAAAAGUUUUAGUUUUAUCUAUCAAGCACAACCGGAUUUACACGUUCGUCGGUAAGAGUUAGACGAGAUACAAAUAUUUGAGGAAAAAAAACAAAGUUGUUUAUAUCGAACUAUUUUAGAAACCGUUCUUUAACUCGCAGCUAGUGCCAGUGGCAGGUCGUUUGAUCCCAUCAAAUCAAUGAUGGGUCUGCUUUUAUGGAGGAAAAUAUCAGUGUAUUCGCUUAAACCGUAGACACACACUUGCACACACACUUGCGCACACACACGCACACACACACACACACACACACACACACACACACACACACAGCUUUAAAGUACUGACACUUUUCUAUGGUGUUGAAUCCUGUGGCAGCGCACUCGCAUGACUUGGAAAACAAAAAAAGAAAAAAAAAGAAAAACGUUAAUUGUUCUCGUGGUCAUCGUUUGUAGCCCUCAAAGCCCACUGACAGGUGCUUGUGUAUGCUGACGAUGUACAAUAUUUAUGCUUUUAUUCCGAAUAUUAAUGAUUGAAUUUGGUUCCUUCUUUAAA